Messenger RNA from Cydia fagiglandana, 1047 nucleotides. It is a transcript of the gene CIA30, whose product is annotated as complex I intermediate-associated protein 30, mitochondrial. Gene Ontology annotation, cellular component: mitochondrion. Gene Ontology annotation, biological process: mitochondrial respiratory chain complex I assembly; mitochondrial electron transport, NADH to ubiquinone. The record is from RefSeq and is a predicted model, not a curated record. The coding region runs from base 98 to 1024 and encodes 308 amino acids. The transcript is spliced from 5 exons. NCBI's taxonomy places the organism in Eukaryota, Metazoa, Arthropoda, Insecta, Lepidoptera, Tortricidae.
UAUUGGUUGUAGGUUAUAUAAAAAAGGCGAAAUAUUUAAAAUGUUUUAAUUUAUUAGUAAAUAAUUCGUGCUAUCAAUAAACUGUUCGAAGUGUGAAAUGGCUUUGUUUAAGAAUAAUUUAGUGAAAAUUCAUCAGUGCUGCCGAGCGUACUCUGUAUUAAACAGGGUUUUAGAUAAAAGGUUAAAGCUAUACACUUCUGCGUCAAUUCUUACUAAUACACAACGAUGGUUGUUUCAUGAGAGUGAACGUAAAGGUGGAUAUAAUACAAAAGAAGAUGUAUCGACGCUCACACACAUCAAAAAUGGUUUCAAGGAAUUAAAAUCAGAAGUAAAACUAUGGUUGCAAGAAAUGAAAGACUUAGCCCUGACCGAUCCAUUACUUAUCGCCAGACCAGGUGAAACCGACCUAAUCUGGUGUUUCAACGAGCGCUCGGUCCUGGACAAGUUCGUGACGACAAGCGACAGCGACCACAACGAAGGCUACAGCACAUGCAAAUUGGACAUGAGUCCCGCGGGCCGGGCCCUGUUCCACGGAUAUCUCGACACUAGGGUACCCAAGGAUGGAAGGAUUAAGAAGGCGGGGUAUUGCGCUUUAAGAUCGCAGCGAACCCGGAAAUCAUUCAAACGUGAAUCCACUUUCGACUGGCAUCUAUACAACACACUGGUGAUAAAGAUACGCGGCGACGGGCGCUCCUACCUGCUCAACCUGUCGUGCGAGGGCUACUACGAUAUCACGUGGAACGAUAUCUACCAUUACGUCCUGUACACCAGGGGAGGGCCUUACUGGCAAAUUGCUAAGAUCCCGUUUUCGAAGUUUAUUCUAGGUUCGAAAGGCAGGCUCCAGGACAAGCAAGUCCGGGUGCGGUUCGACAGAGUGACGCAUUUCGGCAUCACCUGCUGCGACAAAAUUAAUGGCGAAUUCAAUUUAGAAAUAGAAUAUAUUGGUCUAGAAUUCGAUCCAACGCAUGAUGAGGAAUUUGCAUAUGAGAUGUACAAAACGGAAAAAUAUAUCGUCGGUGUUUAAGUUACUUACCUAUUUAUGUUAAC